Purpureocillium takamizusanense is the source of this 531-nucleotide messenger RNA. It is a transcript of the gene YIP3, whose product is annotated as Prenylated Rab acceptor 1. The transcript has a single exon. Gene Ontology annotation, cellular component: Golgi apparatus. The coding region runs from base 1 to 531 and encodes 176 amino acids. NCBI's taxonomy places the organism in Eukaryota, Fungi, Ascomycota, Sordariomycetes, Hypocreales, Ophiocordycipitaceae. The record is from RefSeq and is a predicted model, not a curated record.
AUGGCCCGCAUCCAGAUUCCUCUCGACGCCCUGACGUCGCGUCUGAACCUCGGGGACCGAUUCCAGGGCCUCCGCUCCGGUCCCCUCAGUGGGCGAUUCUCCAACCUGCGGCCCGUCUCCGAGUUCUUCGACUUCAAGCGCUUCGCGAAGCCCUCCAACUUUGGAGAGAUGCAGUCCCGUGUCAAUUAUAACCUCAGCCACUUCUCCAGCAACUAUGCCGUUGUAUUUGCCAUGCUGAGCAUCUACGCUCUGCUCACCAACUGGCUGCUUCUCUUCGACAUCAUCCUCGUCGUUGCUGGCAUGUUCCUCAUCGGUCGUCUCGAAGGGCGCGACCUCGAGAUCGGCACCUUCCGCGCCACUUCGUCGCAGCUGUACACGGGUCUGCUCAUCGUCGCCGUGCCCCUGGGUCUGAUCGCCUCGCCCUUCUCGACCCUUCUCUGGUUGAUUGGCGCUUCCGGUGUGGCCAUCCUCGGCCACGCAUCGUUUAUGGACAAACCGAUCGAUGAGGCUUUUUCCGGGGAGGCGGUCUAG